Esox lucius (northern pike) is the source of this 1532-nucleotide messenger RNA. RefSeq lists its product as uncharacterized. NCBI's taxonomy places the organism in Eukaryota, Metazoa, Chordata, Actinopteri, Esociformes, Esocidae. The record is from RefSeq and is a predicted model, not a curated record. The coding region runs from base 422 to 943 and encodes 173 amino acids. Gene Ontology annotation, biological process: protein ubiquitination. Gene Ontology annotation, molecular function: ubiquitin protein ligase activity. The transcript is spliced from 4 exons.
GGCACGGCCCUAAACCGCCCCCACAACAAACACACACACACACACAGAGGCUGUGAAAAGAAGACAGAGAGAGGCUGCAAAGCAGAGUUGUCUUUUUCUGCUUGCCUGUUUUAUUGUGUGGAGUAUUGUCACUGCAGGAUAAAGAGCUGAAUAUUUAUUCAAAUUUUCUAGAGAAGUAAGUUAUUGCACAACCCAUUUCUGCUGGUACCUCUGUGUCCUCACCAAGCCCUGCUUCAGACAGACUGUUUCAGCGCUUGCUUACAGAGUCCAGUUCUUCAGCCUCGGCUCCAUCUGUGUCGUCCUCCCAUCUGGCUAGGUGUCCAGUAUCCAGCGUUCUGUCCCUGCUGCCCCCCCCCGUAGACCCAGCCCUACAGCUGCCACUGCCCGCCCGGACUCCGUACAGUCCCAGUCCGGCUUCACCAUGGUUUGGUGUGAGGACAUGGAGUGUGGGGUUUGCUACCAACCCUACUCCCGUGAGGAGCGGGUCCCCCGAGUUCUGCACUGCAGACACACCUUCUGCGCCACCUGCUUAGAGACCAUUUCCCUGCCGAAGAGUGGCCUGCUCACCGUGCGUUGCCCACUCUGCCGACAGACCACUUGUAUAGGUCGCGGCCUUACGCUCCACGAAGCGUUGUGGGUCAAUUCGCGCCUCUGGGACAACAUUUCUGAAAGUGAAGAAGAGCAGGACCAGGUGAUAGAGGUGAUGGAUGAGGAGGAGGAGGAGGAAGAAGAAGAAGAGGGGAUGGAGGCUAAUGUACCGACACACGCUGCCUCACAAGCCAAAGGCCCUACUCCAAAGCCCACAAGACCAAAACUUAAACUACCAGCCUUCUUCAGGAAAUUCAUUCUGUCAAAACCACAGCACCAAGAGCGGAUUGUGCCUGUCUGUACCAAUGUGGAGAUGAAAUCCUGGCGCAGGCUUUCAGCUGCUGAGACCUUUUAGUAGGUCAGCCACAUAUUGAUGGACUAUUCAGGAUGCGCAGUCAGCUGCUUCAGCCAACGCGCAGUCAACUGCUUCAAGUCAACUUUUCUGCUCUUCUGCCAGCCUCUUAUGGAAUUGCUAUGCCCUCAUUCUUUACUGUCAUGUCACAGACACUGAAGAUGGGGCUGACUGGAGCACCAGCAGAUCAGAAGAGUUCCUCUGGGAUUGCAGCAAUUGUCUCUUUCAACAAGGUGUACAUUACCAGCUGACCCAACUGUCAACCCUGUCAGGAGAGUUUAGAGACGGUGUUCCAAAUGGCACUCCUGUGGUUAAAAGUAGUGGACUACAUAGGGAAUAGGAUCUGAUUUGGGAGACCCUCAGAGAGAAAUCUAGAAUCUAUCCAUGUGUCUGACUGACAAGACAGGCUUCAUUGUUGAAGCACUGACAUCUCCACAGUUUCUCCCGUCUCCCUCCCCAUUAGUUAUUCUGGCUGUAAUUUUUCACAGCUGGUGCAUUGGGAUUUUGGAUUUGGUUCAGCUGUCCCUUUAUAGGACAGACAGCCUAGUGGAAGCCAGGGUAACCCCCCCCCCUUUACUUAACAGAUGCCCCC